Eutrema salsugineum is the source of this 925-nucleotide messenger RNA. RefSeq names its product RNA polymerase II C-terminal domain phosphatase-like 4. The transcript has a single exon. Gene Ontology annotation, molecular function: RNA polymerase II CTD heptapeptide repeat phosphatase activity. Lineage: Eukaryota; Viridiplantae; Streptophyta; Magnoliopsida; Brassicales; Brassicaceae. Gene Ontology annotation, cellular component: nucleus. The record is from RefSeq and is a predicted model, not a curated record. The coding region runs from base 1 to 924 and encodes 307 amino acids.
AUGUCUUUAAUUCAAAAUCAUUCACUAGAACCACAAUCCAAAAGGCGAAAGCUCCAACAAGAGACUAACUAUUCGUCGUCGUCUUCUUCUACUAAUUGUGGUCACUUCUUCGUUCGUUACGGAAUCUGUUGCAAUUGUAGAUCCACGGUAGGGAAACAUGAAGGCCGAGCAUUCGACUAUCUGGUCGACGGUUUACAGUUAAGCCACGAAGCCAUUGCGGUUACGAAGCUACUCACAACACACGUCACUUGUCUCAACGACAAGAAACUUCACUUGGUACUUGACUUGGACCACACGCUUCUCCACACCGUUAUGGUUUCGAUGCUUUCCGAAGAAGAAAAGUACAUAAUCGGAGAAGUUGGUUCAAGAGAAGAUCUAUGGAGGUUUAACGGCGGCCACUCGAGCGAGUUUUUAAUAAAGCUAAGACCUUUUCUUCAAGAGUUUCUUAAAGAAGCCAACGAGAUGUUCAACAUGUAUGUUUACACGAUGGGUAGUCGUGAUUAUGCAAAGACCGUUUUGAAGCUGAUUGAUCCCAAGAGAGUUUAUUUUGGAGAUCGAGUCAUAACCAGAGAAGAGAGUCCUUAUGUAAAGACGCUUGAUCUUGUGUUAGCUGAUGAGUGUGGAGUUGUGAUUGUGGAUGAUACUCCACAAGUCUGGCCUGAUCAUAAGAGGAACUUGCUAGAGAUCACCAAGUACAAAUAUUUUAGAGAUAAAACAAGAAGCGAUGUGGAGUACUCGAAAUCUUAUGCAGAGGAGAAGAGAGACGAGAGUCAUAAGGAUGGAUCGUUGGCGAAUGUUUUGAAAGUUCUCAAGGAAGUUCAUGAACGAUUCUUCAAAGACGGAGUUGAGAAAGAGUUAAAAAUUGAUCCAAAAGAUGUGAGGCUGCCGCUGCAUGAUCUCUGCACACCACAAUGUGGAUUUUGAC